Oreochromis aureus is the source of this 4028-nucleotide messenger RNA. RefSeq names its product S100 calcium binding protein U (gene s100u). NCBI's taxonomy places the organism in Eukaryota, Metazoa, Chordata, Actinopteri, Cichliformes, Cichlidae. The coding region runs from base 222 to 851 and encodes 209 amino acids. Gene Ontology annotation, molecular function: calcium ion binding; transition metal ion binding. The record is from RefSeq and is a predicted model, not a curated record. The transcript has 3 exons. Gene Ontology annotation, cellular component: perinuclear region of cytoplasm.
CUCUUCCAGGUACACGCCCUUUGACUUGUGAAGGGGGAAAAGUUUUAAGGACAGGAAAAAAAAAAACCUAAAUCACGGAAGAGAUUCUGCAGUCCUACUAGUUUGGCAAGUUCUCUGGGCGCAAAGCAGCGUAGAAAGGUGGGGAAGAGGGCAGAAACUCAAAUUUGCGCACAUUUGUACACUUCUCUUGUCCUGCAGGCUGUAAACGAGACAGAGAAGUCAUGGAGAGUGCCAUUCAGACCAUGGUGAAGGUCUUCCUGAAGUCAUCCAAAGGAAGGGAGAGUCUAGGGAAGAAAGAAUUCCAAAACCUUGUCUCAUCCCAGCUGGGAAACAUCCUCACGGACACGGACAGCAAAGACGCGAUAGACAACAUGGGUAAGGAGCUGGAUAGCGACCAAGAUGGCAAGGUUGGCUUUGAGGAGUUCAUGAAGCUAGUCGGCUAUGUGGCCUGCUCGCUGAGUGAGCAACGUUCGCUCGCCAAAGAGGAACCUGCACAGAAUUCUGCAUCUGCACAAGUGGCACAAAACGCCCCCAACAAGGAGGAUCAGAAGCCCGAGGCGAACGAGGAAGCGAAGCCCGAGGCGAACGAAGAGGCAAAGCCAGCAGCAAGUGCUGAAGUGAAGGUAGAAGCAAACGCAGACGCAAAGGUAGAAGUAAAGGCAGAGGGGCAGACGCAGCCGGAGGCAGCAAAGGAAGCAGCAGUGGCAGACACAGCUGCAAAAGCAGGAGAAGCGGCUGUAAAAGCGGAGGAAAAGGUGGAGGAAACGGUAAAGGUGGGGGAAACUGCAGACAAGCUCCCCGCUGCUGUGAAGGAAGAUGUGGAAAAGAAGACAGAGGAGGCGACCUCAUAGGGGACAAUUCAUCCUUCACAACAAAAAGAGAAAAGAAAUCACACUACACACAUUCAAAACACUACACAAAGCACAGCCUUAACAAUGUUAAAAUGAAUCGAAAAGCCACUAAUGAUUUUUUUUUAUGUUUCAAACACAGAACUUUGAAAUAAAACAAUAUUGGGAAAAGUUAAAACACUACAAGACCAGCUCUAAAAUAACGAAAUAUUCCUUUUUAUAAGAUAAUAACUGUCAGUUUAUUGCUUUGUACUACUAGUUACCACUAUGUUCUUAUGUACAGCAUGUGCAUCCCACUAUAUAGCACAUUUACCUCAUUAUGAUAAUACACUAUGAUAGCAUGCAGACGUACGCUAUCCCGUGCAUGCCGUGUCCCUGUGAAAACCUUGCUGCACACGUGACCAACGCACCACUGCCAACGAGACCUUUAGUUUAAACCCAAACCUUUUCCCACAUUUGUCUCUGUGUGGGCUUCCUGCACAGUUGUGGCAUGCAGUCAUUUGGGUCCUUGGUAAAACAGAAGUAAAUUACAUCUUAAAGGAAUAGUUUGACAUUUUAGGAAAUGUGCUUUUAAGAUUAGUGGCCAAAAAUUCCUUUACGUUAGGUAGCUUUGAAACAUCUGCCAGCAUCCCGAAAGAUAAGAAGAUAAGAAAUAACAUUUUACAACAACUUUUCUGUUUAAUCAGUUGUUCGCAUCUUUUUAGAACAAAAUACAUUGAUCAUAUCUGUUAUUUAGUGCUAAAAGAGGGUAGCUGUUUUCCUCUUUAACUAUAAUUGAUUUUCCAUACAGACCCUAGGGUACUAUUUUUCUUCUCUUCCAACUCUUUAAAGUGUAUUUCUGAACGUGUCAAAGUGUUCCUGCAUUGGGUGCAUGAAAAUCUGACAGUACAUUUUUACUAACAUUCUCGUGCUAUAUUUCUGAUUGAGCAUGACAAUAAACAGAAGUGUUUUGCUGAUGCUUUGCAUUACUUCAGCUUGUCUUCACUGUGGUAUUGGCCCCCUUUAAACCAUCUUCUUCUUCUUCUUUCUCUUUCAAGUCUGCUUCACGGGCUCACUGUGCUGCAAAAGUUAACUUCAUCUGGCAUCUGCAGCAUAUUCUCGUCACUCUUAGUCUGCCAUAAAUUAGGAACUGGAAGAUCAGGUGUGACCCUUGGCUAAAUAAUUAAGGUUCAGGGGUGGAAUCCACACCAAAGGGCCAUUAAGUGGCCAAAGGGGAGCCCAGAUGAGCCUCAUAUGAGUGGGCUGGUCACUAGAGGGGCAGGUCAGAAAAGACGCUCUUGUAACCUAAGCUGAAGAGAAGAACAUGAUAACUAAAAGCCAAGAAGUCAAGCAGUCUUAACAGGUGUCACUUUUUUUAAAUUAGUGCCUGUAUUAUUGUGUAUUUGAGACAGCAGGUCCUUCCUAUUUAACCCUUAGGUGCUGGGCGGCUCAUUAUCAGGAGUGAUCCCUGGCAGCACAGGACAGAGGGGAGUGACAAGCAGAAAUUUGACCUCUCGUUUGGAGGCUUUCCUUAUAAUUGCUCGUCGUCGUGGGUGUUUUUUGUUUUUUUUGUGGUUUUUUUGUGUUUUUUUUGCUGUUUUAGGCACCGUUUGUUCAUCCUUAUGUGUUUGUUUGUUACUCACACUCUCAUUCUGUUUAAAGACCCUGUUUGACCUGCAACUGGAUCCUUGGGCAUUAGGCAUUGGGAAACUACUGGAUUAGGCAUUUGAUGGGUAACACACCCUGGGACACAAACAAUUACAUGAAAGUAAUCCCGGGCUCCAGUGAACCUGCCCAUCAGACGAGGUGGUAGUGUCAAAGGUAUCAUUGUCAGAGGUUGUGCUUUUUUUUAAGCAAAAAAAAGAAGAAAAAAAAAGAAUACUGAGCCAUCAAUGUGUGAGCUUCUGCAAAAGGCUAAUAAUGAGAUGUUGCAUGCUUUUGGAAACUUAUUACCAUUUUAUUACCAUUAUUGCGGCCAUUAUUUAAGUUCUACAUGGCCUCUUUAUAAUUAACUUUUAAGCCUAUACGUAACUCUUAUCUGGACCACUAUGGAGAUAAACUUGAAAGUGUACUUCUUUGUCACAUUAUAUGCAAUUUGUUAAUUACAAUUUAAUGAUUUGCAAAUUGUUUCAUCAUCAAUAAUGCACCCAUGAAAACAAAAAGGUUUGUGUUGCAGGCCUGCUGUGUUGCAGGUCUGUGAGACCAGCUGCAAAGUGCUUCAGGCACACACAUUUUGGGCAGCGAACCAAAUGUGUACCUUAUGUACUGUUAGAGCACCUGGCACCGCAAACCGCUCAACAGCAACACGGGCGAGACAAAUAAGCUUUGAGUCAUGUGACCGCCAUGGCUCACUGCGACACUCCCAUUGUAAAUAACCUCAUUUACACACUCUGCUCAGACUUUAUACUCACAGUAUGCUACGUUUCUCGCCGCAGUUAUUAUUAACACACUUACUGAACAAUCGGGGCUUUUUACACUACGUUAUGAUUUCUUUUAAUAAAAUAUGUAUAAUUUUUAUAUUGCAAAUACAUUUUGGUACUUCCUAUGACUAAUAGAACCAUCAUCUCUUAAAUUGCUGCAGUCAGCUUCCUGUAUAACUUGCACUAACAGCAGAUGCCGUGUUUUUGAAGUGAGCAUACCUGGGUUGCACAUCAUCUAACAAAGGUAAUCCCUUAUUUGAAUCUCUGCAAUGAUGACCUGUGAGAGCUGCAGUCUCUUUCAGAGAGCUUAAACUGUCUGCAAUGGCAGUGUUAUUAUUCUGUCCCUUAGUGUAAACCCCACCCAGCUUUAACUCAUGUAGAUUAAAAACAUGCUGGAACUGAGCACAGCAGAUUUGCAGCGGGGAUUGUUUGCCGUCGUGUCUUCGUUGCCACACAAUGAAUCUCAUUCAUUCUGAGAUACAGAAGAUGCAGAUAACAGCAUGCGUUAAGAAUCUUCAAAGUGAUACACGUACGAGUGUACGAACGUGUGAGUCAUAAUGUUUGUGAUUACGGGGCCGUUCCCAGGGAACUGUGCAGGCUUUUAUCACUGUGCAUUAAUGCAGUCCUGCCAAGUACAGCAGUUGGACUUAUUCAGGUCCACUGACCUGUUCAGUAAACUUUAUUAUGCAGAUUUUUUAACUUCAUAUGUAACGCUGUAUCGUUUUGGAUAAUUUUAUGUAAAGUGUAAUGGCUAAUAUUGAAUAAACUGUGACAAUAACAA